AGGGUUUAUCCAUCUUCCACCGUAGAAACUCUCCUACACAAUGACCCUCGAUUUCAGUUCUAGGGUUUUGUACUCUCAUGAUUCAGCAUUCUAGGGUUUACGAUUCGUUCGGAGACAGAGAAAGGGAGAAGUUUCUUUCAGAGGAGCUGUGAAAUGGAAGCUAGAGUCGGGGUGUCCGGGAAUCGAGGUGUGGUGGACGGUGGUGCGAGGAAGUUCUUGCACCGCCACCACCCCCAGGAACAGGAACAGGAACAGCAACAGCCUGUGCAUCAACAGUCGCAGAUGGGGACUGUGCAUCAGCUUCUUGCCGGCGGUAUUGCUGGAGCUUUUAGCAAGACCUGUACGGCACCUCUAGCUCGGCUCACCAUUCUCUUUCAGGUACAAGGAAUGCACUCCAAUGUUGCAGUGAUGAGCACACCUAGCAUAUGGCGCGAGGCUUUGCGCAUUGCUAAUGAAGAAGGUUUAAGGGCAUUUUGGAAAGGAAAUCUUGUUACGAUUAUUCAUCGUCUUCCUUAUACUUCAGUCAACUUCUAUGCCUAUGAACGCUACAAAACUUGGUUAAAAUCAAUUCUACGCCCGGAGGAUCACAGGAGAAGUACAAGUGCAGAUAUUUGCGUGCAUUUUAUAGGUGGUGGUUUGGCAGGAACAACAGCUGCUUCUGCCAUGUAUCCAUUGGAUCUUGUCCGGACACGCCUUGCAGCACAGACAAAUGCAAUGUACUACCGUGGGAUUUGGCAUUCACUUCAUACCAUUUGCAGAGAUGAAGGUUUUUUUGGCCUGUAUAAAGGACUUGGAGCUACAUUGCUGGGUGUUGGACCCAGUAUAGCAAUAAGCUUUUCUGUUUAUGAGACCUUAAAAACUUAUUGGCAUUCUCAGAGGCCGGAUGAUUCCACUGUUGCUGUUGGUCUUGCUUGUGGAAGUCUUUCAGGUAUUGCAUCAUCAACAGCGACAUUUCCUCUGGAUCUUGUCAGGCGAAGGAUGCAAUUGGAAGGGGCAGCUGGGCGAGCCCGUGUCUACAACACUGGCUUACUUGGGACAUUUAAGCACAUAUUCCACAUGGAAGGCAUGCGCGGCUUUUAUAGAGGGAUUAUGCCAGAAUACUACAAGGUUGUUCCGGGUGUAGGAAUUGUUUUCAUGACAUAUGAAGCUUUGAAGAAACUUCUAUCAAAUGAGCCUUUUAAUUGAAGUUAACAUUGCAUCUUGAUACUGCCUUUACAGUAAGUUUUGUACCUCGUCUUUUUCCAGAAAUAGGUGGAAGAGAGGACCAAUUUUGGUUUAGUUAGAUAAAAAGGUUGGUAGAAGAUUAGUUAUUUUAUGGGGUACUACUUGCUUAGAUAUUCAAUGGUGGCAAAUUUUGUGGUUGCUGUCGCAAACAAUAUUUUUCUUGAUGUACAGACUAUUUAAUAGUGUGGUGUCACACUUCAAAUGUAUCCCCUUCCAACAUGUUUUAAAAUCUUCGAUUUUCU
Messenger RNA from Ilex paraguariensis (yerba mate), 1466 nucleotides. Lineage: Eukaryota; Viridiplantae; Streptophyta; Magnoliopsida; Aquifoliales; Aquifoliaceae. The record is from the annotation of a GenBank genome assembly.